Molecule: messenger RNA, 5810 nt
Organism: Octopus bimaculoides (California two-spot octopus)
Lineage: Eukaryota; Metazoa; Mollusca; Cephalopoda; Octopoda; Octopodidae
Source: RefSeq, a predicted model, not a curated record
GCUACACAUAUAUGUGUAUGUAUGUGUGUGUAUUACACAUGGAAUGACAUCGGGCAGUCCUCUGUUUCAAACACACGUUCAUUUCAUACAUCGUGCUUAUAGUGUUGGUUUCCAUCCAUUUUCAGUUAAGUCCUUUCUAUUUCGCUUACGCCGCUAAUAUCCUUGAGGAAUGAGUGAACAUCAUAGCAUCUAAUAUGUUACCCAAUUAAAAUAACCAAACAGUUAAUUUUAUCCAAAAGCCACUCAGUAACACUUUUUUGCUUGCUAUCGGACGAAACAGAUUAUGUCUGCUCGAGUGCAUCACACGCUAUUUUAUAAUCGCAACCGUUGUUUUUGUUUCGCUCUCACCGUUCAUAUGGUUUGUUUACCCUUUCUAAAUCAGUCUUCCCUUAUACCUAAUAUAGUUCUUUCCCUGUCUUACCUUGUUUUUUCCUUCUUUUUAUCCGUUAUUCAUAAUAUUCAGCGACUCUUCUCUAGUUAACAAUCACAAACCUUGUUAUAGUCAUUAUAGAAACACUACGCCGUUACUAUUAAUCAUUAUUAUUACCACCGCUGCCAUCACAACUAAUCGCAGGAGCCACGGAGACGGUGGUCGUUUACUUAUUAGAGAAUCACACCAAUAACUAGAUGGCUUACUGCUACAAAUGCUGUUGGUGAAAUUACAAGCCAGCCACUUGUAAUUUCCUUUAACUGAUCGACAAACUCUAGUUUAUAACCAGUAUUGUAGUUGUUUUUGUACUUGUUCUUUUUAGUAUAUUAGUGUGUGAGUACGUUACAACCUAUGUGCACGUGCGAGCGAGUGCAUGUGCGUGAGUACAAAUGUGUGAGUAGAAACGUGUGUGUGAAAGAGUUUAAGUGUGAGGCAGUCUGUGUAAUAGUGUGAGUGUGUGUAAUGUAUGUGUGAGUGUAUGUCUGAAAGUUCAGACGAGCGAGCUGUCUGUCUCGUAAAGAUAAAAGCUACGUCGUCAACUGUGUAUAAUACAAUAUAUACAUGCAUAAAUAUAUAUCUAUGUUUACUUGGCGCUUGUGGGACUAUCACGGGGUCUGUCCGUCACCCUGUAAGUGUAUGGAUGUUUGUGUUGUUCUCACUUUGAGUAUAUCCUGUGGAUUCAAUGACACUACAAACUCCAUUUUACCAAAUUUAAAAGUUUUUCUCCAGAAAUGCAUGCUGUCAUGUAUAACCAUCUUACCAACAGUUGCUCAAACUCUGUUGUUGAUUCUACAAACCAAUGCCAUAUAAAAAUCAAAACUGAAGAUGUCAAAGAUCUCAGUUCCUGUAAUUUUAGUCCAAACUAUAAAAAUUCUUCAAAAUUACUUCUUAACGGGUCGAAUUCCACUGUGGAUUUUACCAUGUCUGCAAAAGGUGGUGGGAACCAAACAUUUUCUACGAGUCAAGAAUCUAAAAGUUGUUUUAAGGAAUCCUCAGAUGUUAGUAAUCAGAAAAACUUUCUACUUGAUAAAGUUCUUGGACACUCUGUUGAGAACUUGAUGAAAUUUGCUGAAAUCUUAUACAAAUGUACUUUGUGUACAACUCUGCCAUCUAUUCUGACAUCACGGGAUAGCUUCAUUAGCCAUGUCAAUGACCAACACUUAACAAAAAAGCAAUCUUAUAAAGAUUGCCAACAUUGCAAUUUCAACUUUAGUACUGAAGAAGAUCUCCGUGCACAUUGCCGUUUUUCUCAUGGCAUUGAAACUUCUGAUACUGAAUUAGACUCUCCUGAAGCUUCGCCUAUCGAUGAAUUUACCAAUAAGAGUGGAACUGAAAUCAGUACAGAAAAUCAGUGUACAAUAAGUGAUCCCAACAAGACGAUGCAGUACCGGACGUCGCGAUUUGUCAUGGACUCAGUCCAUGGGAAGCAGCGACAACUGGCACCCUCUGCACCAUUAUUUGGGCAUGUUAAUGGUAACAGUGUAGCUAGCAGCAGUAGUAGUACUGGUACAAAUAUAUCUGUUAAUAAUAACAGUAGCAAUGGCUGCACUAAUAGUAACAGCAAUAACAAGAUCAGUGUAAAUUCUGUCAAAGAUAGUGUGAAACCAGAGAAAAUGACAAUGGAAGAAAAUAUAACACGUCUUCAGCAGCUAGCAGAUCAAAUUCUGAUAUCAAACACUCGGCUACAUGGAGGUGGAAAUUCCUCUGGCUUCCAUAGUGCUAUGUCAAAUCCAAGUUACACACAUGACUUUGGUAAGUACACUAAGCUGAUCCGAGAAGGUGGCAACAUUGUUUAUUUUUGCCAGGUGUGUAACUGUAAGUGUCAGGCACGUGCGGCUUUCUUAAGUCAUUGCUCAAGCUACCAACAUCGUGCACGUGUCGAUACUGCUGAUAGAAGUGUGUCUUCUGACCAACAGAUACAACACCAUCAUCAAUCGCAGCAACAACAACAACAACAACACAAGCAACAGCUCACAACCCUCCCACCUCUACCUACACAUUCACAACCUCUACCCCAUCCAAUACCCCCACAAACAAAUAUACAUUCAUCACAUCAGAACAUACAAUCCCAUCAUCAGAAACAGCAUCAACAGCAACAACACCAAAAACAGCAGCAACAACCACAACAAAAAUUGUCUCCUAAUUUCAAAAGAGAAUCAUCUCAUUGUACCUCAAAUAGUAAUGGUAACUAUGUUUCGACAAAGAAAGUGUCCAGUUAUUCUUCUAUACCAUCUUCACUUACAUCUUCUUCUUCCUCCUCAGCCUAUUCCCCCACUUCUUUAUUAGAAGAUUCUAGCAACAAUGAUACAAAUAAUGCUACCACAAACAGCUCCCAUAAUAGUAAUAACUGUAAAACAGACUCGGACGAUAAUAGUGUUACUCAGCCAAGUACCCAACCAAACUUAAGAUCUCAUGCAACAAAUAAUCCUUUGGGAGGAGAACGGCUGUCACCAGUUUCUAGUGACACUCCAAAAGAGGUUUCUGACAAUGAACUGGAUAAAGAAACAAAGAGUCAAGAUGUAACUAGUGAUGGUGAGCCAAAUUCUGACCGCGAGUCUGCUCCUCGACAGAGGCGUAAGCGACAUGCUCCUGUAGCCGUACGCCAUCAACCACAGUUGACAACCUCUUGGUCUGAUUCAGAUUCAGACGAGGAGUUUAACUCAAGUAAAAAUAAUAAAAAAACUGCUGAUAAUAUGUCCUUAACUGCUGGUGAAAACACUUCACUCGAAAAGCUUUCUUGUAAGUCUAAAGAAGACAAAAAUCAAGUUCAUGCGAGCAGUUCUGAUCAAACUGUUAAUGAACAAGGUAAAGACUUCCCUCCACUAAAAAAGACAAAAGAUACCUCUGAUAGAAGCUUUACAGAUAAACAAAGCUCUAGUAGUAACAACCAAGAUGUUCUGGAGAAUCAGACUCAGUUCUCUUCUAUGGAACAAACUUUUCCACAGGGUGUAGAUUCAUUAGGUAUGUUAUCUUCUGUUGUUGAAAGUUUGCUCAUACAUCCAAACCAGUCCAUGUCCACUUCUCAAAGCCUGGAGAAAGUUUUGGGGACAUCUAUAAAAACUGAACCUGAAGACCAAAGUGAAAAUGACAUUGGCCUUAAAGGAAUUUACCGAUGCUCAUUUUGUGAUUUUGUUUGCUAUGACAUACGAGACUAUGAGGAGCAUUUCAUUCGAGAACAUGACUCUGAUCUUCUUGAUGCUAACAUUACGGAUUCUUCAGGGAAGUCUGUUCAUGGAGAAUACUGGAAGAUGUUAAAAAUUAAGGAGGUUUUACCAGAGUUAUUAGUUGGCUGUGCUAAAGGUUAUGUAUCACGUGACCUACUUCUUCAGAAAAUUAGUAUGCUGCUGAACAUUCCAGAAAUGGUUCAUUGGGGGCCAGCAUGUAACAAGGCUGUGAGAGAAGAGUUUCCUAGCAGUAUGGCUCAGAGGAAAGGGAAGUUCAAGAAAACGUACUAUUUUGGUGUGGCUCUUAUAGAGCAAUUGCAAGAACAAGAAGAACUAAGCGAUUCUGAGAAUGUGACUUAUCAGCCACUGAGAGAUCUUUCUCAAGAUCUGGAGAAGAUUCUGCAAUUUCUUCCAGAACUUGUUUUCUGGACUGGUGACUUUGACAUGGGCAUCUCACGUGAUGAGGUCCUUCAAUUAUUAGGACAGAAAAUUGAGGAACCUGGUGUACAAUAUUGGGGUGUGCAGUGCAAUCGAGCAAUGCGGUUUUUGUUCCCUAGUAUUCAUAUGAAGAGAAAAGGGAAGUUUAAGACUACAGUAUAUUUUGGUGUAGAUUUUAUGAAAAACUUCACAAGACAGAUUCCACACACAUUUGAAAGUGAUCAAAUGAUGUUCAUUAAGUCUGAACCUAUUGACGAUUCCUAUGAAGACAGCUCCACCAGUCACCUCCAGGGAAUGACGCUUUCCAUUUUUCCAACAUCGACAUCUUCAGUAGCGAAUCCCAACUCUCAGACCACAUCCACUGCAAUGUCAAUGGAUUUUACUACAGCAGAAACAAACCCAUGAUAAAUAUUCUCCAAAAACCAUUGCUGACCAUUCCACAUGUUUUUCAUGUCAAGUUGUGUGUUACUGACUUAUGUAAUUGUUAACAAUUAACUAACUCCUUCAUGCCACAAGGAAUGUGAAUUUAACAAAUAUUUAAUAAUAAUAAUAAUAAUAAUAAUAAUAAUAAAGUAAUAAUAAUAAUGAUUAUGAUUAUAAUAAUAGUAACAACAACAACAACAAAAUAGAGUAUGAUGAAUAUAGAUCAAGGAUUAUGGAAAAGGGGCAUUUUAACAGGUGUAAAUUUUCACUCAAAUUGAGUACUGGAAUUAUUGACUGUUAUGUCUUUGUAGAGGUUCAUAAGUUGGCACCAAUUCUUAGAAAUGGGGUCAUGUUUACAUUCAUUCUUUCUCCUUUAUCUGAAUACAUACAUGCAUGCGCACACACACACAUACACACGCACAAAUACAAACAUGCACACACACAUAUAUUUAUAUUUAUAUAUGCACACGCAUGUGCAAUCUAUGCAAGCAUGGUAGACAAUGUUGCAGUAAGGGGAAAGGAGUAUCAUUGUCAUCAUUUUAAUGUCUACUUUUCCCUGCUUUCAUUGAGGUAGAUUUUUUUUUUUCAGUCAGAUGCCCUUCCUGUUUCCAACCUUCAUUUGUUUCCAUGUAAGGUAAAAUUUCUACUUGGCUGGACACGUUUUUCAUGGAAGACUGGACUCAAAUGACACUCCUUGUAUGACAGUAACUGCCACUUACAGCUAUCUCCUGGUGUUAUGUCAAGGCGACAACACGCACACACACAUACACAUAAGACAAGCUUCUUUCAGUUUCCAUCUGUCAAAUACAUUCACAAGGCUUUGGUUGGCCCAAAGCUAUAGUAGGAAACACUUGCCCAAGGUGACAUGCAAAGGGCCUGAAGCUAGAACCAUGUUGUUGGAAAGCAAACUUCUUACCAGGCAGCCACACCAUAUUUAUAGCCACAGGAGUGGCUGUGUGGUGAGAGACUUGCUUCCCAACCACAUGGUUCCAGGCUCAGUCCCACUGCGUGGCUCCUUGGGCAGGUGUCUUCUACUAUAACCUCAGGCUGACCAAGCCUUGUGAGUGGAUUUGGUAGACGGAAACUGAAAGAAGCCUGUCGUAUAUAUAUAUAUAUAUAUAUAUAUAUAUAUGUAUUUGUUAUUUGUGUCUGUGUUUGUCACCUCACCAUCGCUUGACAACCGAUGUUGGUGUGUUUGUGUCCCCAUCACUUAGCAGUUUGGCAAAAAGAGACCGAGAGAAUAAGUACUAAGCUUACAAAGAAUAAGUCCUGGGGUCGAUUUGCUUGACUAAAGGUGGUGCUCUAGCAUGGCCACAGUCAAAUGACUGAAAAAAUAAAAGAAUAUAAUACAUACA